Botrytis fragariae is the source of this 417-nucleotide messenger RNA. RefSeq lists its product as uncharacterized. The coding region runs from base 1 to 417 and encodes 138 amino acids. The transcript is spliced from 4 exons. The record is from RefSeq and is a predicted model, not a curated record. Lineage: Eukaryota; Fungi; Ascomycota; Leotiomycetes; Helotiales; Sclerotiniaceae.
AUGAAAGGAUAUAUCGAAUUGUUCAAGAAAAGUAAGAUUGAAGAAUACAAGGAAUCAAUAAAGGCUCGAGUUGGAAGAGAGGAUAAUCAUAAAAUUAUCGACCAGGCCGACAAUGCGAUGAACCUGACACUAUUGGGAGAACGGUUGAUCGAUAUAUCUGAGAAACCAAGAAACAAAGGAGAGAGAUCCCAAUUCAAGGAUCGGAUCUCCCAAUUAUCCAUUUUCAUUAAGGUUAAAGAAGGUAUGAUAUACUUACCGGGCAAAAAGUUGCUGACGAGUCAGAACGACACCGAAGCCACAGUAGCUGGAACUGGAUAUUUAUUCUGGGAAUCUCAAGUCAUCGUAACUCAGUCUUGGUGUAUUUGUUUGGGUUUCUGGUUUUCUGGUUUUUUGAGAUGCUUGCUUACUUGCUGGUAG